UUCUUCUUCAUUUGUAGACACAUAUAUAAAUAAAUUAGAAAUAUGCAUAAAACAUAAAAUUUUAUAUGUAACAAAAUGCGUGAAGAAGAUAUUGAGAUUUCUAUUAAAGUUGUCGUGGUUGGAAAUGGAGCUGUUGGAAAGUCAAGUAUGAUACAAAGGUAUUGCAAAGGUGUAUUUACGAAAGAAUAUAAAAAGACAAUCGGUGUUGAUUUUCUUGAAAAGACUGUCAGUAUAAAUGGAGAGGAUGUGCGACUGAUGUUAUGGGACACAGCUGGUCAAGAAGAAUUUGAUGCUAUCACGAAAGCAUACUACAGAGGUGCUCAAGCUUGUGUGCUUGCAUUUUCUACUGUCGACUACGCAUCUUACGCAGCUGUUGCUCGCUGGAAAGAAAAGGUCCUUGCAGAAUGUGGCAGCAUUCCCAUGGUUCUUGUGCAAAAUAAAAUUGACUUGAUAGAUGAUGCUGCUGUUAAACCGGAAGACGCCGAAGCCCUUGCAAAAAAACUGGCGGUCAGGUUAUAUCGAACGUCCGUGAAAGAAGAUUUAAAUGUUUCCAAUGUGUUUGAUUAUCUGGCUCAAAGAUAUAUCAAAGAUAUGAAUAGUGAUGAGACUGAAGAAAAAACACAAAUAGCAUCGCCUGUGAGAAAUGGCAGUCGUAAACCUGGUAAAGGACAUAACAAUAAUAAAAUAGACAUUCACCAGAAGGACCACAAAAAGAAGAAAUUUUGUUUCAGCGUUUAAAAGGAGUACUGGAACAAAGGUGGAGAGUUUUCAUGAGGUGGUUCCUUUUUUUGCUCCAACCAUAUUAUAAACGAACGCUCCUCCACGCUGGACGAAAUAAAAAUACAAUCAUCGUUUUAAGGAGAUUUUUAUGAGUAAAUCGGAAAGAAUAAAAAUAUAUUUUUGAAUAAUGAUGUUUACUAAGAUUUUAUAGUUUUUGUAUUUUUCACUUCGAAUGCUGGUUAUGUUGUUUCUGCUUGGAGAAAAGUGAUGAGAGCUUUUUCGAAUGUCUACGGAAAUUUGAGCGUGGUAGCAUAAAAAGUUUUCUUCUAUAGUGUUCUCAGAGGGUAUUGAUAGAACAUUUAUUUUAUUCAUAUACUAUUUUUUGUAUAUUUUUAUGGUGUUGUGCUAGCUAAAACUUUCUCGAUAUUUCGCAUUUUUUAUUUAUUUAUUAAAAUAUUUUUGAUAAUUAAAAUAAUUGGCUAAGUUAGCAAAAAAUUUUCCUGAAGAUUUUUGAAAGAUGUACUAAAUUGACAUGUAUAUAAUUGAUGCCGACUUUUCUGUCCAAAAAAAAGUUUUAAACUGUCAUUUCUUUUGUGUCUGACGGAAACACGUCAUCUAUCUUACAAUCUAAAAGCUACUUACCAUCUUCUAAAUGAAAUCGUCAUGCUGAAUGACUUCCGCAUUUUGAUCGUGACAGGGAGAUAUAAUUACAGCUAAUUUUUGUUUGUAGAUGUUUUAAAAUAUAUUUUUAUUGUAAAUUACCUAUUCUUGAAAUAAAAGGGAACACAAA
Molecule: messenger RNA, 1510 nt
Organism: Hydractinia symbiolongicarpus
Lineage: Eukaryota; Metazoa; Cnidaria; Hydrozoa; Anthoathecata; Hydractiniidae
Product: ras-related protein Rab-23-like
Exons: 7
Coding region: 76-738 (220 amino acids)
Molecular function (GO): GTPase activity; GTP binding
Source: RefSeq, a predicted model, not a curated record